AUAUGGUGUCCCCCAUUUAGGCAGGGGCAGUAGUUUCUACCCGGAUGGCCGGGGGCAGUGCUGAGCCGGUGCUAUUGUAUAUCUAGCCCAGGCUGCAGAGAGCUGCAGUUUAAGUUCCUUCUGGUCACGGCUCCAGGAACCCACCCUCCUCUGAGGGUCAACAGUCGCCGCUUCCAAGUAGUCCCUGCAAGUUCUUCCUCUGCCCCUGGUUUGUUCCCCGCGCCACCUCCGGACCCCCCCAGGUCCCUGACACUCCCAGACCCAAACUAUGAGCCUUCGGCAGCGGCUUUUGCGCUUGUCCCGUUAUCUCGGGGCCUCGGGUCACCCGCGUCGCCUGUGGUGGCCCCCGUCUCUCGACACAGUCUCUUCGGUGGGCUCCUGGCGUGGUCAGUUCUCCAGGUCCCCAGCCCACUGGAACCAAGUGGUGUCAGAAGCAGAGAAGAUCGUGGGCUAUCCCACGUCCUUCAUGAGCCUCCGCUGCCUGCUGAGCGACGAGCUCAGCAACAUCGCUAUGGAGGUGCGAAAGCUGGUGGGAACUCAGCACCCUCUGCUUACCACAGCCAGGGGGCUUGUGCACGACAGCCGGCAUAACCUCCAGUUGAGAGGCUUGGUGGUGCUACUUAUUUCUAAAGCAGCUGGGCCCAGCAGCGUGAAUGCUUCAUGUCAAAACUAUGACAUGGUCAGUGGGAUCUAUUCAUGUCAAAGAAGUUUGGCAGAGAUCACAGAACUUAUCCAUACUGCUCUCCUUGUGCAUCGUGGGAUAGUAAAUUUAAAUGAAUUGCAGUCUUCUGAUGGGCCACUGAAAGACAUGCAAUUUGGAAAUAAAAUAGCUAUCCUGAGUGGAGACUUUCUUCUAGCAAAUGCCUGCAAUGGACUAGCUCUACUACAGAACACCAAGGUUGUGGAACUUCUAGCAAGUGCCCUUAUGGACUUGGUACAAGGAGUAUACCAUGAAAAUUCUACUUCAGCAAAGGAAAAUUAUAUCACAGAUGAUAUUGGAAUAUCGACUUGGAAGGAGCAGACUUUUCUCUCUCAUGGUGCCUUAUUAGCAAAGAGCUGCCAAGCUGCAAUGGAAUUAGCAAACCAUGAUGCUGAGGUUCAGGAUAUGGCAUUUCAGUAUGGGAAGCACAUGGCCAUGAGUCAUAAGAUAAAUUCUGAUAUCCAGCCUUUUAUUAAAGAAAAGACCAGUGACUCCACGACUUUUAAUCUAAACUCAGCUCCUGUAGUCUUACAUCGGGAGUUUCUUGGAAGAGAUUUGUGGAUUAAGCAGAUUGGAGAGGCUCAAGAGAAAGGAAGAUUAGACUAUGCUAAGUUGCGAGAAACAAUCAAAGCUGGCAAAGGUGUGACUUCAGCUAUUGACCUGUGUCGUUACCAUGGAAACAAGGCACUGGAGGCCCUGGAGAGCUUUCCUCCCUCGGAGGCCAGAUCUGCUUUAGAAAACAUUGUGUUUGCUGUGACCGGAUUUUCGUGACACCAAAUUAAAAAGACAUUAUUGUUCGUCAGCUGAAAAAACUGGGGAAUGAGGUGAUGGGGAGAGCUUUCAUGAUGAAAUAUGUAAAUGUGUUAAUGACUUUAAAAACAUACACUUUUUUUUCUUACCUUUAUUACAUUGCUAAAUGAAGACUGCCUUCUUUUGGGAACUGCUACAAACAAAAUUAGAAGAAAAAAAGGUCAAGCAGUUUUCACUUGUCACGCCAGAAGCACACUUGAGGCUGCAGUAGCAGAAAUAAUUAAUGAGAUUCGCUCCUGUGACCUCAGCAAAUGGACAGGAAAUAAGUCCUUAUUGAUUGGACCGAGCAGGGAUGGCGCCAGGGCGGUGGCCUGUGGUUUUCCUUCUAGAGAGGACAGAGCAAGCUGGAAGCUGCAGGUGUCUAGAGAAACACUGUCAAUGCCAGUAAGGGAGGACUGUCAACGCAAAAACUAGUGACCAAUUUGUCAUAACAGAGAGUAGUUCAGUGAUUAAGGAAAAAAUAUGCUUUGUCUUUUCGCAAUUGUGUCUCUGUAUUUGUAGAUACAGUAUAAAUAUACUUUGUGCUCUAUGGGUUUUGUAAGAAUUUUUUGGGAAAAUUGCUGAAAAAAUAAUGCCAAAUAUUUGAAGUAGGAGAUUAAAAUGUUAUCAAAUGUUAACUUGGUUGUAGUAGGAAUUGCCUGUUUUUCUUUCUUGAAGACCAAAUUUUUUUCAAACAUAUUUCAAAGAACCAAACCUUUUUUUUUUUAAGCUGAACAAGAUGCUUAUUUCAAGUAAAAUGUAUUCAUUUGUAAUAAUUUGGUGUAGAGAAUACCUUUCAUUUUUACAAGUUUCAGAUGUAUAAUUGUACUGGGGAAUUCAUUGGUGAUUUUUUUUUUAACCUCAGAAUGUCAGAUUUUGGUCUUGAACCACAGACAUCCAAUUACAGAAAAAAUAUAAGCAAUCUCACAGGCUUGCAAUUGGACACUGUCUCCAUGUGGUUCAUAGGAGAUGAUUUCUGCGGUUUGCAUGCAUGUAAUAUGAGAACACCGUUGACAAGAAGGCUGAGUUUACAUAAAUGAUCUAGAUUGAGACUCAGCUACCUUUCUUCCUUAUGUGGUGUAAUUACAGCCCUAUCUGGAGAUAGCGAGCACAGCAAACAGAUUUUAUUACCUCGUUCACUCAAACACCAAGUGAAGUUAUUUUAGUUAAAUUCCUCCCCUCAAAAGUUACAAACCAUUUUAUCAGGACUCAGCAUGUGGCAUGCAAUGAAGAG
Molecule: messenger RNA, 2723 nt
Organism: Diceros bicornis minor
Lineage: Eukaryota; Metazoa; Chordata; Mammalia; Perissodactyla; Rhinocerotidae
Gene: PDSS2
Product: decaprenyl diphosphate synthase subunit 2
Exons: 8
Coding region: 269-1471 (400 amino acids)
Biological process (GO): ubiquinone biosynthetic process; isoprenoid biosynthetic process
Cellular component (GO): transferase complex; mitochondrion
Molecular function (GO): prenyltransferase activity
Source: RefSeq, a predicted model, not a curated record